ACUAAUUAAGAAAAAUAUUAAAGAAAGUUCCAAAAGCAAACAGCAUUAAACCGGCUUAGAAGCAAUUGCCGAAUUUGAUGUGACGAAAAACCAUAAAUAUUUCUCAAAAGAACUAAUUACUUUUUUGACCAUUAAAGUCUGAUGGAUAUUUGCCAUAAUUCACCGAGGAUAAUAACAAUUCUAGUUUCCAAGAAUGUAGAUAGUUUUGUGCAAAAAUUUGAGGGUGGAAGAAGAGUUGUUGUUUUUACAAAAUCGAACGCUUGUAUAAAAGAUGAAAGCAAUGCAUUUCAAAUUCAUUCUUCAUUCGAGUUUUCGUAUUAACAACAAUAAUCAAACAAGGAAGAGGAGAAAAUGCGCGUUUUCAUUGUAUUGUGUUUGGUGGCUACAGCUUGUGCCCAAUAUAAUUAUGGAGCUGGUACCAGUGGUGGAAAUUAUGGAGCUGCCAGUAGCCUAACUCCCUCCUUUGCUCCUCAGGGUUCUACGCUCGAAAAGGAGUUCUAUACAUUCACUGCCAACGAUGCUGAUUUCAACGAACCCGCUGCCUCCAACAACUACAACACCGCUGCCAAACAAAAUCUCCGUGUUAUCUUCAUCAAAGGUCCCGAAAACAAAGGUUUCGAAGAUGCUGUCGUUGGUUUGGCUAAAAAGGCUGCUGAACAAAGUACUGCCAUUUAUGUGCUUAAUAAACAACCUGAUCUCGCUGGACUGGCUGAUAAAUUGAACGCUGUCAACAACAAUGUCAACCACAAACCCGAAGUUCACUUUGUCAAAUACCGCACCCCUGAAGAUGCCGCUAAUGCUCAAAGAGCCAUUCAAAGUCAAUAUGACAGUUUGGGUGGUACCUCUCAAAGCUUCAACGGUGGUGUAGCUCCAGCCCUGAACUUUGCUUCCCAGGGAUCUUAUAGUGCCGGUUCUGCUCCAACCAAUUCUUAUGUUGCACCUGCCUCUGGUGCUGCCUUGAGUCAAAGCUAUUUACCAGCUUCACUUUUGCGUCGUCUUCGUCACAAGUAAUUUAGUUAAUAUUUUUGGGCAUUAUGUGGGAUAAGUUAAAUUGUCGAUAUUGUUAUAGCGAAUCGAAUAAAAUUCAU
This is a messenger RNA of Musca domestica (house fly), 1088 nucleotides long. RefSeq lists its product as uncharacterized. Lineage: Eukaryota; Metazoa; Arthropoda; Insecta; Diptera; Muscidae. The coding region runs from base 352 to 1011 and encodes 219 amino acids. The record is from RefSeq and is a predicted model, not a curated record. The transcript has a single exon.